Messenger RNA from Porites evermanni, 9006 nucleotides. Lineage: Eukaryota; Metazoa; Cnidaria; Anthozoa; Scleractinia; Poritidae. The record is from the annotation of a GenBank genome assembly.
AUGAGUACAAAAGUUUGGAGUUCGAGCUUGCGGACAGUUUUUGUUUUUUCCAAGAGUUUGUGCUCGGGUGUCUUCAAGAAGUUCUCAAUGUGGGUGCUCGCGACCAUGGAUUGUUUGAGAAGUUUGUACAACAUCAUAGGAAUUCGAUUUUUCAUGAUGGCCCUAAUCAAGAUUUGGACACUCAUACUGUACGUUCUGAGAAGGAACUUAAAAAAGGUAUGGAGGGAAUUACAUAAAUCCUCGAACAAGGUGAAAAUCAAAGCAGAUAAUUUGCGUUGUUUGCUUAUGUUGUGGACGCGCUGCAAUCUGUAUGGAAGCAAAUUAUUUACUUGCACCAAUAUAAGCCCAAGUUGUCAAUCUGAUGCAUAUUUUUGCGAAUUAAAUAUUAAAUUUGCUUUGAAUCUGCUAUACUCUCUCAUGUGGCCCAUAGACAGUUAUGGCGUUAGGGUUAUUGAAUUUGCAGCGAUUUUAUUUGAGUUUGAUUAUUAUUUAAACUUCACCUUUGGCAAGCUAAUAACGAGGUGUUUUGUUAGACAAACAAGGAAAUUGAAAGGUUAAGUUAUGCAGUCAUUCAUUUUGAAUUGCCAAGAGCUGAGGCAUUUGGUUACGUUCAGGUGUUAUUAGGUCACGCCUUUUUCCCCGGGGCAACUUUUGAUUUGUUUGUUGCAUUGUCUGAUAUCUUUCAUUUUUCAACGCAAACUGCAAGCUUUCAGUUAUAGCUUUGCCCUUUACAAAACGGAAGUUGAUAAGAAGCAAACAAUUAAUUGAUGUACAUUGCACAUGAACAAUUUUGUAACCUCAUUUCUCUGUGAAAAAGUUUUCACUCACUUGAUAUGAUAUACUUUUAUAGCUUGAGGGUGAUUGAGUUGCCAAGCAGCACACGUGUAACAAACUCGAGAAAGAACAAAGGUUUUUUUUUGUUGUUUUUUUUUAUCCUGAAUUAUGUAAUUCAAAUCUUUGACAUUUUUGCUGGCAGAGUAAAACUUUACCUUUUAUAAUGGACCUAUCCUUGCUUUCAUUGUUUUACUGAAUAUUAUUUACAUCAUAGUUUCCAAACUAAAUCCCUUGUUACACUACUCUGCAGUUCAAAGAAAGUACAGAUUAUGUUGUGAAUUAUUAUUUCAUUGAUUAGAUAUUGUCAGUGGCAGUAAUCUAAUUUAAUUUUAUGCAGUCCAACUCUUCUUUUUCCCUGAGAUUUAUACCUUUACAUGUAGGCGGAAACGAAUACAGGGUGUUCAAACUAAUUUAGUCUAAAUAAUGACUGUAGCAACAAUAAAUGAAAACAUUUUCAGGAGCACAUAUUAUUACUAUUAUUGUUAUAUUUUCUUUAUCAUCAUCAUUAUCUUUAUUAUUAUCAUUAUCAAUAGUCAUUCAUGAUCAUUAUCUUUGUCAUUAACAUUAUUGCUAUUGUUGUUAUUGUUAUUGUUAUUAUUGUUGUUGUUAUUAUCAUUAGAGCAAUUUUACUUGACCCAUGAAAAAGUUAGUAACAACUAGUGCCAAAUAGGUACAAAUAAAGAAAAGAAGACAAUAGAAUUAGUGCAUAAUAGUUCAUAGUAUACUACUACCUAUUUCAAGGGUUAAGUAAAAUCACUUUAUUAUUAUUAUUAUUAUUAUUAUUAUUAUUGUUAUUAUUAUUAUCAUUAUUAUUAUUAUUAUUAUUAUUAUCAUCAUCAUCAUCAUCAUCAUAAUUUUUGCAUCUAGCCAGGCAUUUGUAAGGGAGGCAUUUGGCACAUUGGGGUUGUUUCUGGCAAAAUCAUAUUUGCCCUCUUCCCAUUUUUUGAGUAUGAGACAAAAAGAGGACCACAAACUGAGGUUGUGACAGAGCUACUUUAACUCUACCUGCAGUAGCAGCCCUAGCUGGUCUUCCAUCCAUGUUGGCUGGUCGUUGCUCUAACCUGUAAUAUUUAAAUUCAUUGUUGCUUUUAAUACCAAUUAAUCAAUGUCUUUUUACACAGGUUAUACAACACAAGACUGUAAAGUAUCAAUUGUUUCCCCUUUCACCUAUAUCUACUCAAAGAUUAAGUAAGUAUACCCAUCACAAAAAAAGAAAACAAAAUUUAGCUUUUUUUAUACAUGUUGUACAGUAGUUUUUUUUUUUUCUUAGAUAAUUUUUGUUUUCCUUUUGUUUUUGGGUAUGGUAAUGUACAACUGUAUGCUAAUGAGUUGAAACAAAGGAAAAAUAAGAAUUACCUGAGUUAAGAAAUUAACUACGCAGGGCUGUCAAUAAGGGCUGGUAGCCAGCCAAAACUGCUGGUUAGUUAGCCAUCCUAAGCCGGCUACUUUCAUCUCCUUCUACCAUAAAGCCUGCUAACAAAAAAUAAGCACCAUCAAAUAAAAUUGUAAAGCAUCUGUUUCCCAGUAAAUGGUUUUGAAUGAUAGUGAAUGCACAUUUAAACAGGUUUAGAUCUGUAAAACAUUCGAACUGUGUAAUGUCGUGGAACGCUUGGGACAUUUCAAUGGCAUUGUUCCCAGUCUUGCAUGUAUUCUGACAAAACAACAUGGUGUCCGCAGUGGAAAAUACCUCUUGAAAACCCCUGGAAAUGUGAUUUCCGAGACUAACUUUCAGAAUGUCCCUACAUGUAGAUACCUUGGCCCUAAGUAACUUGUGCCUUUGGUGCGAGUUCAAAAGCCGCCUACUAUUCAUUAUGAGCCUGCUACUUAAAAACUUUUUGACAGGCCUGACUAUGACAUAUAUGUAUGAACUGUGAAUUUUUGUGUUCCUCUUGGUACUAAGAAGUAAUAAUGUAUUUUUAUUUACAGGACUAGUAAAAAGAAAAACUUUAGUUCUUGACUUGGAUGAAACACUUAUACAUUCACAUCAUGAUGGGUAAGGAACCUUUGAUUUACCAGGGAAAGAAAAAUAUGUGCCUUGUCUAUGGCCAUCUACCACUUCCUUUGGAAACAUAAUUAUUUAAUAUGUCAAUAAUAUUGACAGAAUAACUGACGUCUGAAGGUUGACAAAAAUUAUAAUACUAAAGCUUUGGACUGAAUCCCACAGUAACUUAGCUAAGUCUUGUCAUAUAACAACAAGUAAAGUGAUUAAGAUUUUAGUACAAGUCAUUCAUGAGCCACCAGGUCUAUUAAUUUUAUGGUUGCCAGGAUGCAUGGGGUCAUCUUGUUGUGAUUAAAUUGGCCCUUUAUUUUCCUGUAAUAAAAAGAUGUAUUAAUGUCCUUGGUCUCUGACCAAAGCCUGUGGAAUCCUUACAAGUUUUCUUAGCACUUUGAAAUAAAAUAAUCUGAGGAGGGCAAAACAGGGUUUGCACGCACCUUGAAAGUCCUUUAAUUUUAAAAUGGAAAUUCAAGGCCUUGAAAGUCCUUGAAAAUUGCAGUCUGGGCUGGAAAGUCCUUGAAUUUUGGUGCUAACUUUGUCCAACCCGGAUUUUCAUGUAUCUAAAAGGAGCAAACACAGAAAGAUGUUCAGGAUAAAAUUGCUCACAUUGAACACUGAAGAACUAAAAAAAGACAUAUACUCAGGGCUUUUUUUGCAUUGAAUGGAGUCCUUGAAAAUGGGAAAUGUGUCCUUGAAAAGUCCUUGAAUUUUUUGAUCAAAAAAGUGUAUGAACCCUGACAAAAAAUAGUCAAACUACAUUGUUAUACUCUUACCAGGUAAUAAUUAAUACACCUUUUCUUUUCAUUUCAUCUUUAGUGUUCAAAGACAGACGGUAAGACCCGGAACUCCUCCAGAUUUUGUACUUCGGGUAAGAGUAUUGAUUUAAUGCAAAUCAUAAUAAAGAGGUUCUUGACUUACGUAGUUUCGUCUGUGUGUGAGUUGCAACUGUAUACAUGACUGUAUAGUUUAACUGCAAGCUUAAGGAAUAUCUUAAACGUUUCUCACCCUAAUUGAUCUUAGGACACAAAGAAAAUCCUACCUGUAACUGACACUUACAUGUGAUGAAAUUUUAGUUGUUGCAAAAAGACAGUAUUCCUGGUACAGUACAUUGUAUUAAUUUUAAUUUUUUAUUGUCACAAAAGACAAGGAUUACCAUUUAUCACUGGCCAAUAAAUUACUGCAGUUGUCAUUAUUUUACAGUGUAAUUUGCCCUUUUCGAAAUGACAGUGUAGCUAAAAAGAUAAUCUUAAUUUUACGUUUUGUCCUCUCCUCAACCAGUUAAAAAAUGCUUUUUAAUUGAUUUCACAGGUCACAAUAGACCAUCACCCAAUCAGAUUUUUUGUUCACAAGAGACCUCAUGUGGACUUCUUUCUUGAAUGUGUGAGUAUCCCUUUUAACUCCUUGUUGCAGAAGAUGAGCACUGUUUAAACAUUAUGGGACAGUAUUCUUUAAGGUGUGACCAAGAAUGAUUUUUUGAUCAAAACAUACAGUACACUACCAUUAAAAUCCUCCAGAUGGUAAACCUGUUACCAUGGAGUUGCACUGGCGAAUAUGCGUUGAUCAGUGCAGCAAAACCACUCUUAUCCCAAGCGAUUCUUGGAUGAUGAGCAUGGGUUAAUGGUAUCGGUUAGGGUAAAUGGGUAAAGGUUACGGGUAUCGUAAGGGUUCGUGGUCUCUGAAUCCUUUUCUUGAGAACAAGAGAUGUCUUGAAACCAAGCAAUUGCCUUAUCAUGAGACAGUUUCUACCUCACUGAGGAAAAAACUACCAUGAUCAGAAUAAAUAAAGGUGUUACAUGUAACUUUUAGCUCCUUCCCAAAAAUUAAGACAGCGAUGAGGUUUAAUAAUCCAGGCCUGAUGUGCUUACAUGUAGACAUAGGAUGAUUUUAUUAAGUGUAAUGUAACUUAAAUAUGUACAUUACAAAAACUUAUGAAAUCAAUGAUGUGAUAAUUUUGUUUUCUUUGGCAGGUGAGUCAGUGGUAUGAUCUUGUGAUUUUUACUGCCAGUAUGGAGGUAAGACAUCACAGAAUGUCUCUUUGUUACUUUAUUUUAUUUUAUUAUUUUAUUACCAAGUGCUGAUCGGUACCCAUUUGAGACUCAGCUGGAUUCCUAUCUUCAGGGCGUCAAGUCCAGCUUAGAUUCUCAUCUGACCUCCUUAUUGUUAAGGGCUUAAAAUAACUGAGAAUAUUGUGCUUCCUUUGCUCUGACAUCUGAAAAUGGUUGGACAUUCCAGCUUUCUCCGAUAAGGAUGAAAUACAGCAGGCGCUGUCUUCCAGAAAUUUGUUGAUCUGACUCUUGCGGGACUUUAAGAGCUAAUAGUGGUUUUCACUUAUAGUACGUUUACCAUAGGAAGUAUUGUUUGCUUGUAUUCUAGAUCUAUGGUGCUGCUGUUGCUGAUAACUUAGACAGAAAUAGAGGAAUGUUAAAUAGAAGAUACUUCCGACAGGUAAAGUGCUGUAAAUCAGGAUCUUUUUUGAUCAUCCUUAACAAACUAGGAGAAGAGGACUUGUUCUCUUAGAGUUGAUGGAAACUAUUUUACUGGGGUGAGAUCCACCUUACUUUGCGUGUCCACUUUUUUCAUCUUUAUCCCUUAUGCAUUUUGAUACCAGCUAUUGUGUUAAAGAGCGGAAUACUCAGCUGUAGUCAUGGAUCAGUGAGUGGAACGGUUUUUAUGAAACGCCAAGCUGCUAAACCCAUCCCACACUAAGGUUAAAACCUGAGAGGAUCUGAAUUAAACGAAAACCACAAGAUAUUCUUUUUGUCAAAGUUCGAAAAGGUCCAUAUGGAAAUACCGAAAUUAAAAUCCCUAAAAUGCAUUUAAUUUUUACAACUGGAAAAAAGGUCAUUGCACCUCCUAGACGUUCUAAAAGUCCUUUAUUUUUUUCGUGGUUGGUUAUGCCAUUUUAGAGGACUUUUUCAUACUAUGUCUUGUUUGACGCGAAAUUUACCCGUCGAAAUUUCAACCAGUGACCUCAUGACAAUUGACCAAUGGGACAGUGAGUGAUAUUUUACCCCGCUCCCAACAUAGCAUAUGUCAAUCAUUAUUUUCCCGUGUGAAUUUAUAAUAUUAUUCCAAUUCAUUAAGGAGAAGAAAGUUGAUCUAGAGACUUCAUCCCUAGCUCGGUCGUGGUGCGACCUCAUGUAUUGAAGCUCGCUUCGCUCACUUUGAAGAACUUAUGAGAGGUGGACUUGUAGCAUGUCUUUUCACCUCCCUGCCCAGAACAGACGUGGGCACCCCCCCCAAAGAAAUUUUAUUUUGCAAAUUCCACCCUAGCUCGGGUCUGGUGCGCCCUCAUGUAUUGAAGAUCGCCUCGCUCACUUUGAAGAAAUUUUGAGAGGUGGACUUGUAGCAUUUCUUUUCCCCUCCCUGCCCAGAACAAGCGUGGGCACCCCCCCCCCGCCCCCCCCCCCGCUGGAUUCGGUAUUACCGUACAUUUUAUGCAAGUAUUCACGUUUUUGUGUUAGGCCUAAUGCAGUUUGUUUCCAUUUUGCAGCACUGUACGUUAGAUUUUGGUAGCUAUACUAAAGAUUUAACAAUAGUCAAUGAAGAUCUGUCCUCAGUUUUUAUUUUGGACAACUCCCCUGGUGCUUAUCAAUACAACCCAGGUAAAGCAGUAGGCACAUAAAGUAUGAGUAAAGUUAAACUUUAUUUCAACAGGGUGGCCCCUUUCAGCGUGGGCGUUGGUCUCCAUAGGGGCCCAGAGUCUUAAAAGCUACUUUAACUGAAGAUUUGUAGUUUCAUAGUUUUAUUGCAUUUAAAGCAAUAUAAGAGGAGGAUACAAAAAAAAUACUUUUUAAAAAGCCUAAAUAUUAGAACGUUUAAAGAAAACAAGACUAAAAAUUGCGAUAACCAAAAAUGCCUCGGUCGGCGGCAGAAAGCCUGUAUGCUCCCCCGCUUUGCAAUGUUUAAUGGUAGUGGAAAAUUUUCCUGGGCACAUGACUGGAGUUGCAGUCGUUUCACCCGAGAGUCGAUUCGCCCGAACUUAAGUCAGUUCGCCCGAUGAGAUACAACACUUUACAACAAGGUGAACAUACUUAUCAGAGAAGUUAUUUCAGUUAAGCUUGGAUUUUAUUCUUUAUUUCUUUUUUAUUUUAUUUUAUUUUUUCACGUUUAUUACCGUUUUUCAGGCUUUAGGGCAACAUUAAGGCAAAUCGUUACAAUUUUGUUGCCAUAAAGGAGUCUAAAAUCGUCUCAUGUAACGUCGCCUAUUUACUUUCAUUAAUUUGUAACCACUCCGGAUUGCUGCUUUUCAGUGACAUGCAAGUAAUUUUAAUUUUUAAUUUUGUCUGCAGAUAAUGCCAUUCCAAUCAAGUCCUGGUUCGCCGAUCCAUCAGAUACAGCGUUAUUAAAUCUUCUUCCAAUGUUGGAUGCGCUUAGAUUUGUCUCCGAUGUACGAUCCAUACUCAGUCGAAAUCUACACCUACACUCGCCCUGCUACUUUGUUAAAUCUUCAGCUAAGCCGGCACAUGCCUUAUAGAUAUUCCUGCAUCCUGCAAAAGGAUUUCUGCACCAUAAAACUGAAGGAUUAUAAUAGAACUGCGACUGUACUAUAUAUCGUUUCUGUUCUCUUGUUGCUUGUCAAGGACACAUUAGCCAUUUUAAGGGUAAGAGUGGGACUGGGUCGAGUUUGUAUCGAAUUGCACUGUGGGACUGUUUUUGGGAAAGAAUUUGGACCCAGUUUCCAGGUUAUGUGAUCUCGCGAAUAUAAAAGUACUGUAAUACGGGCAACAAGAUACUUGCAACUUGUCUUUCGAGUUUGCUGUAAAACGAGUUGAUUGGCGAUCUUGCGCGUUUUACCCCCCUCGAAAAAAAACCCUUGCGGCCUUGUUUGCUGCAAGACAUGCUCGAACGUGGUUGGCAAUACGCGCAACAUCGCUAUUCAACUCGUCUGGCAGCAAAGUCGCCAAACAAGUUGCACGUUUUACUGUGCCGCAAGGCGCGACAGCGUCGGUAGUUCUCUCAAACAAUCCUAUAAUGCAAUUUCAUACAGAACUGAUCCAGUCCUACGUACAAUUUUAAGUGGCCUAUAGGCAAAAAUUCGAGCAAAGGUUCGACAGUUUACAGGUCAUCUUCUCACUGUUAACAGGUUAGGUCCUCUUCAGGCUAGAGGAUUAGUCUUCAGCGACUAUUCUUUUUUAUAUAUAUAAAGAACUUAAAGUUAACGAUGAGUUUAAAAGAACAGUGUGUGCGGCUAGCUUGUCGUUGUCAAUAAACGCCACAGGUACUUUGCGUGAUCACACAAACAACGGCUGCAGUUGCAGACUACUAAUGUUAAUUUUUUAGUUGGCUGCAACAAAGCUGUUGCUCUUUUUUCGGAUUUUAUAGCAUGAGAUGCUGAUCAACAGCAAAUAGUACCAUGUGAAAGAUCUGCCUUAGAGCCUUCUGUUGAAAAAGGUAUACAGUCGACUCUCUCUUAACGGACACCUCUAUAAGACGGACACCUCUGUAAAACGGACACCUAGAGUUGGUCCCUGCCUUUCUUUACUCCUUUUAUUUGACUCUCUAUGAGACGGACACCUCUCAAAGACGGACACUUAGUGCCGGUCCCAAAGGUGUCCGUCUUAGAGAGAGUUGACUGUACAAACAGGAGCCUAUUCCUUUUUGGACUUGAAGGGGUUUAGUUAUAGUAUUGUCAAUGAUUUCGCCUGUCAUCUUUAGCUACGAGCAGUAAACUAGUACUGAACUUUGGUUGUAAUAAUCGCCACAGAACAAGACAAGUGGUACCGACCCGUCUUCAAAUUGAAGUAAAUUGCCGUAUGCUGUGAAUGCGAUUACAAAUCUCUGUAAUGUUUAGUAGGCCCGUUAACCAUGCGUUUCACUUGUUUUUGUAAUUAGAGGCGAAAUCAUUGACAAUGUGACAAAUCCGCUGACGAUCCCUGGGUUUCUAGGAUUGCUCCUAGAGCCAAGUUACGUUAUGAAUUGCUGGCGGUUUCCAUGGACACCUGCUGACCAAUCCCUACACUUAAAUACUUCGAUGGUUCUCGUUUCAAAUGACGUUUCGUCGCAGAAUGUUCACGUAGGGUUCGGUAGAAAGGCGAGUUAACCAGAAUAGUAAGGUAACCUGUUUCCCAAAUAAAACCCAGAAAAUUGAAAACCGGUAGUAGCGUGUUACACACGCACUGAAAUUGAUGAGCUUUUUGGCCAUUGGACUUCUGUACAGGUCUUUUUGGUUAUUU